AUGACUAGCAACCAAGGAAAUAAGCAAACUCUCCCAUUUUCCCCUACUCGUUUCUUUAAAGUUAUAACAACAACAAUUUGUCAAGAUGGAAAGCUUAGGAUUCCAAACGGUUUCAUUAGAAAACAUAAUAAUGAUAUGUCAAAUCCAAUGUUUCUCAAGACUCCGGAUGACAAAAAAUGGGAAAUGCAUAUUACUAAAGUUGACAAGGGCUUUUGGUUUCAAAAGGGUUGGAAGGAAUUUGCUACCUAUUAUUCACUGGAUCAUGGAUACAUGAUAUUUUUUCAAUAUAAAGGAAACUCUCUUUUUGAGGUGUACAUAUUUGGCAAAAGUACACUUGAAAUUGAAUAUCCUUUCAAUGAAAAUCAUCAUGAACAAGACAACCUUAUUAAAACUAGUGAUGAUGACUCAGUUGAAAUUUUGGAUAAGUCAACUUCAUGCAAGAAGAAGACUAGACCUAAAUCACCAAUUCCAUAUCCUCGUCCACAUAAGAAAUUUAGAAGUGACACAGGUGAAGAUGUUGGAACAAGCUCCAAAUUUCAUGACUUUCCCAAGCAUCAUGUUCAAGAUAGUGAUGAUACAGGUGAUAGCAUUGAACUCCAAAGAGAGGAGCAUGAGCAUGUGCAAGAACAAGAGCAAAUAACUUCUAAAAUUAAUGAAGCGUUAAAUAGAGCUAGAAGUUUCAAAUCUAAAAAUCCUUCAUUCAUGAUUGUUAUGAAAUCUUCAUAUCUUCAUAGCUAUUUUUUGUAUGUCCCAACAAAAUUUGCAAUAAAUUAUUUGAAGAACGAGCAAAGUGAUAUUCUUCUUCAGCUCGCGGAUGGGAGAACUUGGGAUGCCAAAUAUUGUUUUGGAAAAAUCAAAGUUGGAUGGAAGAAAUUUGUAGGAGACAAUAGGUUGAAAAUGGGUGAUGUGUGUGUGUUUGAGAUAACCAAAAGCAAAACUCCUACUUUCAAAGUACUAAUAUUCCGACUUGAAGAACCACAUUUCCCUUCACCUCAAGAAUCAGAUCAAAGAGACAAAGACAUGUCUGGUGUUGAGAGUCAAACUAUUAUUCUUGAUAAAGGUGAAAAGGCGGCACAAAGAAUUUUAUUAAAAACAAAGACUCGUUUAUCUAUGAAUGAAGUGCAGAACAAAGAUGAUAAAUUCAACUCUAAGUAUCCUUUUUUUAAAGUCAACAUUACGCUAAAUCAACGAGGAAAUUCUAGAUUGAUUGUACCAAUGUCCUUCGUUAAAAAGCACUUGGAUAAUAAGAAGGAGCAGACUGUAAUGUUAAAAUUUGAGAAGAAAUUGUGGCCCAUAAAGUUGCUAUGUUAUUCCAACAUGAAAUCUGGACAAUUUUGUAGGGAUUGGAAUCAAUUUCAGAAAGAAAAUAACUUGAAAGAUGGAGAUGUAUGUGUCUUUGAGCUUAUCAAGAAUAACCAUGCUUUGUUUCAAGUUCAUAUUUUCAGAAGCAAUUAA
Messenger RNA from Lathyrus sativus (Indian pea), 1455 nucleotides. Lineage: Eukaryota; Viridiplantae; Streptophyta; Magnoliopsida; Fabales; Fabaceae. The record is from the annotation of a GenBank genome assembly.